Molecule: messenger RNA, 2000 nt
Organism: Parathielavia appendiculata
Lineage: Eukaryota; Fungi; Ascomycota; Sordariomycetes; Sordariales; Chaetomiaceae
Product: WD40 repeat-like protein
Exons: 1
Coding region: 364-1866 (500 amino acids)
Biological process (GO): ribosome biogenesis
Cellular component (GO): nucleolus
Molecular function (GO): protein binding
Source: RefSeq, a predicted model, not a curated record
UAAGAAGUUCCGUUGCUGCUGUCGAUAUUGAAAUGAUGACAGAACCUUGGAAGGUUAGGGACAGUGUUUUUCUGAGUUUUCGCUGGAACAACUGCGCCAACGUGCUAUCAGUCGCUGCAGCUCGCUAAUAGCCCACAUGGAAUAACGGUGGGUUUGCACGACACUUUCUUCCAUGCUCAACAAUGGCGUUUGAUGUGGUGGUGGAUACGAGAAAAUCGAGCCCCGCAUCCUGUGAUAAGGGGCCCCACUAAAAAGUUCCAAAUCCACAAAAUUUGACUGAGAGUUUGCGACCAAGUCUGCCACCGCCUAUCGCAUUCACCUUGAAGCGCCCUUCAACACCACGCGCAGAGUUUGAGAAACGUCAUGGUGAAGCGCACAGCGGACGAAGAGAAGGCGGCCGGCCCGCUCAAGGCUGGCGAGCGUCCCGACGCCAUGGACGUCGACGAGAAGCCCAACGACAUGGGCGAAUUCGAGGACGAGUUUGAAGACGAGUUCGAGAGCGAGGACGAGAUCAUCGAGGCCGGCGUUGACGGGAGGCCAGAUGCUGAACGAGAGGCCGAGGAGGCAAUGGAUGUCGACGCUGCUGGCGCACCAGCUACCUUCAUUGUCGGCAGGACAAAGCUCGAACCCGGCCAGACCCUCAGCCCCGACCCGACAACAUACCGCAUGCUGCACAACCUGAGCACCCCGUGGCCAUGCCUCUCCUUCGACAUUAUCCGCGACGGUUUGGGAGACAACCGCAGCGUCUUCCCGGCCACCGUGUACACCGUGGCCGGCACACAGGCAGACAGCGUAAAGACCAGCGACAACUCCAUCAUGGUCAUGAAGUUCAGCGGCCUCAGCAAGAUGCAAAGCGAGGAUGGCGAGGAGUCGAGCGAUGACGAGAGCGACGACGAGGACGCCGACCCUGUCCUCGAACACAAGAGCAUCCCGCUCAAUACCACCACCAAUCGGAUACGCGCCCACCAGACUCCGUCCCAGGACCCCUCGAAACCCGCGACGACGCUCACAGCGACCAUGACCGAGUCGACCAACGUAUUUAUUCACGACAUCACCCCCCAUCUUGCCUCAUUCGACACCCCGGGCACCAUUAUCACACCACAACAGAACAAGCCCCUUUGCACCAUCCGCGCCCACAAGUCGGAAGGCUACGCGGUCGACUGGUCGCCUCUCCACCCGGCAGGCAAGCUGUUAACAGGAGACAACGACGGCAUGAUCUACGUCACAACACGGACCGACGGCGGCGGCUUUGUGACCGACACGAGGCCCUUCCAGGGCCACACAUCGAGCGUGGAGGAGAUCCAAUGGAGUCCGUCCGAGGCGUCCGUGUUCGCGUCCGCGUCCAGUGACGGCACUAUCCGCGUGUGGGACGUGCGCAGCAAGGGCCGCAAGCCGGCGCUCUCGAUGCAGAUCAGCAACGUCGACGUGAACGUCAUGUCGUGGUCGCGGCAGACGACGCAUCUGCUGGCGUCGGGCGACGAUGCCGGUGUUUGGGCGGUAUGGGACCUGCGGCAGUGGAAGCCGAGCGCGGGAGGCAGUGCUGCUUCGGCGCCGCUGCAGCGGCCGAGCCCGAUUGCGAGCUUCGACUUUCACAGGGAGCAGAUUACCAGCGUAGAGUGGCACCCGACCGACGACAGUAUCGUGGCGGUGUCGGCGGGCGACAAUACGGUCACGCUGUGGGAUCUGGCGGUCGAGCUGGACGACGAGGAGAGCAAGGAUACCGCGGGCGUGCAGGACGUGCCGCCGCAGCUGCUGUUUGUUCACUACCAGAACCUGGCCAAGGAGGUGCACUGGCACCCGCAGAUACCGGGCGCCUUGGUAGCAACGGGCGAGCACUUCAGUGUGUUUAAGACCAUCAGUGUCUAGGCUAUCAAGAAAUGUUGUUGAAUUCGAAUGUUGUUGAGUUCGGUUGAAGCCGCUAUGUAUGAUACGUCUUAUCACGAAAAUCUGGCCCGCUCAUUGACUCAGCGGCUUGGACCAAAGUUCUCAUUUAAACCUGC